Aedes aegypti (yellow fever mosquito) is the source of this 2541-nucleotide messenger RNA. RefSeq names its product microtubule-associated protein RP/EB family member 1 (gene Eb1). Gene Ontology annotation, biological process: regulation of microtubule polymerization or depolymerization; spindle assembly; protein localization to microtubule plus-end. The record is from RefSeq and is a predicted model, not a curated record. Lineage: Eukaryota; Metazoa; Arthropoda; Insecta; Diptera; Culicidae. The coding region runs from base 383 to 1240 and encodes 285 amino acids. Gene Ontology annotation, molecular function: microtubule plus-end binding. The transcript has 6 exons. Gene Ontology annotation, cellular component: microtubule plus-end; microtubule organizing center; spindle midzone.
UUCGCGACAGUUUGAAACCGAAACUCGCUCCGAUCGAAAGUGCAGAGAGGUUGUUUCGCGGUGUACGUUCCAUUUUUCGCAGAUAUGCAUUCGGCUGACGGUGUUCUGCAGUGAAAAAGUGAUAUUUAUGUGCUUUCCUCAUAAUUUCAGUGACUAGUGCCGCUGUAAACCGUUGAUUGUCUAUCCGAAGCAAAUCGGAAAUUGGUUGUUCGGGAUUGGAAACAACCGAAAAAGUGAUAAAACGUUCCCGGAAGUGUGUUUCGAGUCGCAGAAAUUUUCUAGCUCGUUUUUUCUUCUCGUUUUCCCCGCACGGUGGAGCAGAGCAGAAACAGCAGACAGAUACACGGAUUCGAGUCAGCAGCGGAGAAAUUUUUGCUAAAAAAUGGCCGUGAACGUGUACUCGACGAACGUAACGACAGACAACCUGUCGCGGCAUGAUAUGCUCUCGUGGGUCAACGACUGCCUCCGGUCGCAGUUCACGAAAAUCGAAGAACUAUGUACGGGUGCCGCUUACUGCCAGUAUAUGGACAUGCUCUUUCCGGGCUCAGUGCCAAUGAAACGCAUAAAGUUUCGUACGAACCUAGAACACGAAUACAUUCAGAACUUCAAAAUCCUGCAGGCGGCUUUCAAGAAGAUGAAUGUUGAUAAGAUUAUCCCAAUCGAUAAACUAAUCAAAGGUCGUUUCCAAGAUAAUUUUGAGUUUUUGCAAUGGUUCAAAAAAUUCUUCGACGCGAAUUACGACGGUAGAGAAUACGACGCUUAUCUGGCACGGGAUAACCUACCGAUGGGUAUGGGUGGCGCCGGUGCGCCGAAAGGCAAUGGGGUGGCAGUGGCGGCAGCUUCUGUACCUCGCCGGGCACCACUAGUGUCAUCCACGUCACGAGAUAAAAUUAAGCCGAUCACACCCAGUAGACCGAUGGCGCAAACGGUCAGCAGACCGGCGGGUGGAUUGGGCUCAACGGCGAACGCCAGUAAAUCCUCCUCGCAGAACAGCGUGACGAAUCAGCAGGUUGAAGAGCUAACGACGCAAGUCAUGGACAUGCGGUUACACUUGGAGGGACUCGAGAAGGAGCGCGACUUCUAUUUCAGCAAGCUGAGAGACAUCGAAAUUCUCUGCCAAGAAGACGAACAAAAUGAGACCCCCAACUCGCUGAUCCAAAGAAUCCUUAACAUUCUGUAUGCAACGGAGGAUGGUUUCGCCCCUCCGGAUGAUGUUCCGCCAGAGGAGGAGGAAUAUUAAAGAGAAGCUUUCGUCAUUAACGCACCAACAGUUCUGAUGAACACUUUCGCGCUAUUACCGGUCACGAUCAGGGCAGCCGCCGGACAUUAUCAUCAUCCUUUCACGGUUUCUUGAAAAUGCACUAAACAUUAUCAGCGUGUCCCCAAUACUUCCGGGUAACCAUAACCAGGUACAAGCAUCGAUAGUGGUUAAGCGAUAAUGAGAUGAUCAGCUUCUUGAUCGUGGAGGAAACUGCGUGUGUGUGCACGAUCAAACCAGACUCUAAGAAGAAUAACGCGAAAGCUAAAAUACACCUUAUGAGAGAAGAAGAUUGCGGUAGUGGUGAAAUUUUGUUUCUUUUGUAUUUAAAAUAAUUCAUUAUAAAUAACUAUUAUCAAUGUGACUAAUCAGAGCAGUUUUUUUUUCGCAAGCGAAAUAAGAAAGGGGAAUCGUGAAACAAGUAUGAAGUAGUUAUACAAUGAACACACCUUCAAAAUUCGGAAUCUGUAACCAACCAAACAAGUAUUGCAUCUAAACGUAAAUAUUUACGCAAAAAUUAGUAAAGAUAUCCAUCAGCAUUAAUUGCACAAAAGAUUUCCUUUCGGCAUUUUUGUGUCCAGUGGUUGAGCGUGCUGUUUGUAAUAUUGAACGCAUUUCUGGGAUGGGUGCAAAUUGACUGUUUAAAAUAGCGUGUAUUGUUAUGCAUUUCGUCCUCAGUUAUCGUUGAAGUAAUCUGGCUUUAUGUUGAUUGUCAACUUACGCUCUGCAUUCAUUAAAUGAUUCAAUCCAACCUCUAAGAACAAAACUCCUAACAACCUGUAAAGCAGCGGUCCAUGUUAAAUACAAGAUGCCUUGCUAACUAUGCCCCACCAGUCUACGCGAUCGAGUGAUUUGUUUAACAGAGCUUAUUCAUCGAUACCAUACACCAAUAGACACAGUUUUUGACGCCUCAAUCUCGGUCCUAUAAUAUUUUGUUCGAAUAUUUGUCGUUUCUACAGAGUGAGUGCCGUAUUAUUAGAAGUUAUUUGCACAUCAUGGUGGUCAUAAUGUGGGAAAUGAUUAAAAACGCUACUAAUUUAUAUUUGUAAUAAAACUGCUAUAUCAGAACAUACUGUAUGAUAGGCAUAUAAGGGUUAGCUCAAAUACUCUGUUGAUAAGAAGUCAUUGAAAAAUAAUCUCGAGAGUAAAACAUCUGAUCGUACGCCCUCCCGUAAUUGUUACAUAAUCGUGUGAGAGUCGCAGUAAACCAUAAAUAAAAUAUAACUUAAAACAUCUGUGCUGUUUCUGCUGCUAUGACCAGUAUGCAUGAUUCAAAUAGAAAA